GGUCACGGGGGGUCCGGAGUCUACCACGAAAGCUGGGAACAAUCCAGGUUGGCUGGGAACAAUCCAGAGCCAGUAUCACCUUCUCUUGUCUGCCUUCACAUACGUUUCUCAUUCAAGCAGUAAUAUGCAAGACACAACAGAAUUCAUGGAGACUGAGAAGCUUUCCUCUCUGCAGCAUUGUAGAGCCUCUACGUCUGUCACUGUCGCCUGGAAUUGGAUUCAGAAGCUGGUAUCGGGAAACAAGGACUUAUUUACACCAGAUGUGGUGGAAACAAGUAACAUGAGAGAAUACAGGUUCCAGGUGAAUCAUGCUGGAAGGUUCUUCUGCUGCGUCACAGGCUUGGGGUUUGUGAUGGAGUCCAGUGGGGAGGUGACCUACAGCUUCUGCUCCUGGGAAAAAGCCCCCAAGACCCCCGGCAGCUGGAGUCCAGCGGGGCCCCUUUUUAACAUUGAGUGUCCCCAAGGGACCCUGAAGGAGCUGCACCUCCCUCACUGUGAGAUGUCAUCUGCAGAUGAAAACCUGGCUGUAGCACAUGUGACCAAAGACAACAUGGAGAUUCUGCAGCCACAGGAGGUGACAGACACACAUGUGGUCAUCAGCAUCACCGGCCUCUCUGAUUUUGGUGUCAUAACGACGAAAGAAUCCAGUGAAGUCCGUGGGCAAGUGCUGCUGCUGCUCCGGCAAAAAUCAAAAAUCUUGAAUGUGUUCUUGUUGCCCCUGAAUGUGCCUCCUGACCAGGUGCACCAGCAGGAGCUACAGAGACAAAACAUUCUCAUUCCUACCAGCUCUAAGUGCACGUUCAUUCAUAAUGAGCGGUACAGGAUUUCCUGUGACCACGAGGCUAUAAAGAGGAUCCAGCCAAAGAUUGAAGAGUUUGAAUGUGAUUUUGACCCAACAAUCCACCCAACUUUUGAGGUACAGCUGAACCGUGACGUGGUGGAAGUGGAGCUGAGUGUCUUGGAAGAGAAGAGCGGUAAAGUCGUGUGGCGGCGCAUCGUCAACCUCAGAGGUGAUAACGUGCUAUUUCUAUGUGGAAAUAAACAGAUGGGUCUGUGUGAGACCAUCAGGACAAGCAAACAUGAUUAA
Molecule: messenger RNA, 1087 nt
Organism: Paramormyrops kingsleyae
Lineage: Eukaryota; Metazoa; Chordata; Actinopteri; Osteoglossiformes; Mormyridae
Source: RefSeq, a predicted model, not a curated record